Messenger RNA from Morus notabilis, 2856 nucleotides. Its product is annotated as protein tesmin/TSO1-like CXC 2. Lineage: Eukaryota; Viridiplantae; Streptophyta; Magnoliopsida; Rosales; Moraceae. Gene Ontology annotation, molecular function: DNA-binding transcription factor activity. The transcript is spliced from 10 exons. The coding region runs from base 482 to 2842 and encodes 786 amino acids. The record is from RefSeq and is a predicted model, not a curated record.
AAAAUCCAACAAGAGAGAGAGAGAGAGAGAGAGAGAAUUUAGAGAGAGAGAGUGCAAAUUGUGAGUUACUUUUUGAAAAGUGGAGAAACCAUUGCAUAAUUGUCAUACAGUGAUAUACAUAUAUAUGUAUAGAUGUAUAUUUACACAGAUAGAUAUAUAUAAUACAGCUGUGAGGCUGUGGGGCUUUCGUAUUCGUGGUAGGGACGGGGUUAUCGCCACGAGAAAAAAUCGUCUCCUUCUCUUUCUCUCUCUAUCUCCCGCUUUCCCGCUUCUUCUUUUCUUGAAUCUCAUCUCCAAAUGAAAGAGAAGUGAAAAGAAACACACACAAAGAUAGAGAGAGAGAGAGAGAGAGAGAGAGAGAGAGAGAGAGAGAGAGAGAGAGAGAGAGAGUUUAGAGAGAGAAACAGAGUUUUGAGUGUACUUAUUAGGAAGGAGUGGUUAUGUGGAGAAGAAGAAGAAGAAGAAGGUGAGUGUGGAAAUUAUGGACACUCCUGAGAGGAACAAGAUCGGAACUCCCGCCUCCAAAUUCGAGGAUUCUCCAGUAUUCAAUUAUAUCAAUAGUCUUUCUCCUAUCAAGCCGGUUAAGUCCCUUCACGUCACUCAAACAUUUAGCUCUCUUAGUUUUGCGUCUCUUCCAUCGGUUUUCACUUCACCCCAUGUCAGUUCUCACAAGGAAUCCAGAUUCAUCAGAAGGCACAGCUCUUCAGAUCCAUUGAAGCCCGAGAUUUCUUCAGAAAAUGGAAAUGCAGCCUGUACGAGUGAGGGGGUUGGUGUCGAUCCGGCCCAGCUUUACAACAACUCGGCUGAGCAACAUGAAAAUUGCGAUUCAGGGGUUGAUAUUGGAGCAGUUUCUGUUGACCCACAUAAUGAAGGUUCAAAAUUUGUUAUUGAACUGCCGCAUACUUUAAAGUAUGAUUGUGGUAGCCCCGAUGAUUGUGUCUCAACACCUUGUGGUGUUGAGGCAGAUUUUGCAUUGAAGUUGGUCGAUCCAUCGGCAUCCCUUGAUCCUCACGUUCAAGAGGUCCGUGAAAAGGGUUCAUCUGAUGGUGAAACUCAAUACCAUGAAAUGUGCCUGAGUGAGCGGAAAAUUGACGGGGCAGUAUGUGAUUGGGAGAGUUUGAUUUCUGAUACGGCUGAUAUUUUGAUUUUCAAUUCACCUAAUGGUUCAGAGGCUUUUAAGGGAUUGAUUCAGAAUUCUCUAGAGCCUGUAACAAGAUAUUGUUCCUCUCUUGCUGUAGAACUGAGUGGCAUUAACAAUGAGCAUCAUAUGCAAAUUGUUGAUCCAGUUAGUUCUGAACAACAAAACGGAGAAGUACCCUCUUCUGAGAUCAGGGAUUGCAGUCGGCUGAAGGACAUUGGACAAACAUGCAUGGCUAGUGAUCCUGGUGAAACAAAGGAUAAUGAAGCCGAAACCUAUGUCGCAUUUUCUUGUAAGUCCGUUUUCAGCUUGCAUCGGGGUAUGCGAAGGCGCUGUCUAGAUUUUGAGAUGGCAGGAGCUCGUAGGAAGAAUUUAGGUGAUGGUUCAAGUAGUAGUUCUGGUUUAUCUCAACCUGAUGAGAAGAUUACCACUAAUGAGAAGCAACUCGGUCCUCUUAGACCUUGUGGUGAUUCCUCAAGACACGUGUUACCUGGAAUUGGGUUGCACUUAAAUGCUCUCACAACAACCUCAAAGGGGAACAAAGUCAGAAAGAGUGACAAUUUGUCUUCUGGAAUUCAUAUAAGGCUGCCUAAUUAUGCUGCUUCCAUCCAUUCUCCGAGAGCUGGUCAAGAAGCUCUUGAUAAAUCCGAAACUCCAGCUUCUUCUAUAAUCGACACAAAUGCGGCAGAAAAUGGGGUCCAGCUUUUGCAAGAUGCAUCUCAAGCGCCAGGAUCUCUAGCUAGUGAAGAUUUCAACCAAAACAGCCCCAAGAAAAAGAGGCGUAAAUUGGAAAAUGCUGGAGAGACUGAGGGCUGCAAGCGUUGUAACUGUAAGAAGUCAAAAUGUUUGAAACUUUACUGUGAAUGCUUUGCAGCUGGUGUGUACUGCAUAGAACCGUGUUCUUGUCAAGAAUGUUUCAACAAGCCUAUUCACGAAGACACCGUCCUUGCAACUCGCAAACAGAUCGAGUCUCGCAACCCACUUGCAUUUGCUCCUAAAGUGAUUAGGGGCUCUGAUUCUGUUCCUGAAUUUGGGGACGAGUCCAGCAAAACCCCAGCUUCAGCUCGGCAUAAACGAGGAUGCAACUGCAAGAAAUCUAAUUGUCUAAAGAAGUACUGCGAGUGCUAUCAGGGCGGAGUCGGAUGUUCCAUUAGCUGCAGAUGUGAAGGGUGUAAGAAUGCAUAUGGUAGAAAGGAUGGAUCUUCUGCUUUAAUAGGAACUGAAACCGAGCAAGAUGAAGAAGAAACAGAAGCAUGUGAAAAGAGUUUGGUGGACAAACCUUCACAGAAGAUUGACAUUCACAACAACGAAGAGCAGAAUCCCGGCUCUGCUCAUCCAAUGACACCAUUACGGAUGUCCAGAUCUUUGGUUCCACUGCCAUUCUCGUCAAAGGGCAAACCGCCGCGUUCUUCAUUUCUUACUGUGGCAUCAUCCUCUUCUGGAUUAUACAGCCAGAAACAUGGAAAACCGGGCAUCCUUCGGUCUCAACCAAAAGAGAAACACAUGCCGACAAUUCCAGAUGAUGAAAUGCCGGAGAUUCUCCGUGGGGACGGUUCUCCGACCACUGGCAUCAAGACUGCUUCUCCCAACAGUAAGAGGAUUUCUCCCCCUCAUUGCCACUUUGGAUCGCCUAGUCGAAGGAGCGGCCGGAAACUGAUACUUCAAUCUAUCCCUUCGUUUCCUUCCCUCACUCCCCAGCAUUGAGGACUGAGGUUAUG